Ctenocephalides felis (cat flea) is the source of this 861-nucleotide messenger RNA. Its product is annotated as putative gustatory receptor 28b. The transcript is spliced from 7 exons. Gene Ontology annotation, cellular component: neuronal cell body; membrane; axon. The record is from RefSeq and is a predicted model, not a curated record. The coding region runs from base 1 to 861 and encodes 286 amino acids. Gene Ontology annotation, biological process: sensory perception of taste. NCBI's taxonomy places the organism in Eukaryota, Metazoa, Arthropoda, Insecta, Siphonaptera, Pulicidae.
AUGACAAUUAUGCAUAGAUUUGUAGAAUUGGAUGACAAAUUAGAUGAAUUAAAUGCGAAACCUGACUACGAACGGCGUUUUAGGAAAAUUGUAUCUGAGCUAAUUUUUCUCUGCUCAAUUAUUAUAAUAUCUGUAUUGACACAUUCAGCCAUCCUAAAUCCAGAUGGAGUCACAAUAAGGAUUAAUACACUGUACUUUUGGUUUAUUUGUUUCUUUCCAAUAAUUGUCAACUCUCUAAUCAUUAAUGAACUUAUGAUUCAGGCUAUGCCACUUUUUGGUAUAAAAGUUACAAAGGACAAUUUAUUUUCUUUGAAGGAAACCACCAAGCAGGAUAAGCUUCCAAUAGCUGGUCAAAAAUUAGAUGAAUUUGUUCAACGUUUGUCGUUUAUUCAUGCUGCUUCCUCUGGCAUAGUAAGGCGGAUUGUUGGCGUAUUCGGUUUACAUAUAUUAAUAAAUAUUGGGAUAUAUUUUGGAGUCAUAACAAUAAAAUCGUAUCACAUGUUUGCUAUGAUUAUUGGAAAUUCUGAACUGGAUUUAGCAACUUUUGCUUCUAUUUUAACUUUAAUAGUUGUGCUAUUCAGUGUAAUUGUGUCUAUAGCAACAUACUCUUCAUUUUUGGAAUCUGAGUCGAAAAAAACUGGGAUGCUUAUUCAUACAUGGAAUGUCAGCAAUUGUGACAAUUUAGUACAGAACUCGAUUGAAUUAUUUUCAAUGCAAGUACUACAUAACAAUCUGAACUUAACUGCUUGUGGAUUUUUUAAUUUGAACUUUGGGUUAUUGACUUCGAUAAUAGGAGGCGUCGCUACAUAUUUGGUUAUAAUAAUUCAGUUUCAUGUCUCUACAAAUACGUCGAUCGCAUAG